Messenger RNA from Clarias gariepinus (North African catfish), 897 nucleotides. RefSeq names its product leukotriene B4 receptor 1-like. Gene Ontology annotation, molecular function: G protein-coupled receptor activity. Lineage: Eukaryota; Metazoa; Chordata; Actinopteri; Siluriformes; Clariidae. The record is from RefSeq and is a predicted model, not a curated record. Gene Ontology annotation, biological process: immune response; G protein-coupled receptor signaling pathway. The transcript has a single exon. Bases 4 to 897 code for a protein of 297 amino acids. Gene Ontology annotation, cellular component: membrane.
ACCAUGCAGCAACUCAACUUAUCAAACAGCUCACUCACUGCUCCAGCCUCAACUGGAAACCUGAUUGCCAGUAGUGUGCUCUCAGUAUGCUUUAUACUGGGAGUCCCUGGUAAUAUCGCUGUAGUGGUGCGCCUUGCUGGAUGGCUGAAAGGAGGUAGUUUUACCCCAAGACUGAUGUUAAGCCUGGCCACAUCCGAUCUGCUCACUCUGCUUUCUCUGCCGUUUUGGAUUUGGUCUCUUCUGCAAGGCUGGGCCUUUGGCUUGGUCCUGUGUAAGUUUCUCUCCUAUUUGGUGUACUUAAGCCUGUACUGUAGCAUACUGUGUGUGAUAUUGAUGAGUGUUCAGCGAUACUUGCAAGUGCUGCAUCCUGAGAGAUGGAACAAGCUUGGCAGAAAAGGAAAGAAGAUCCUUCUGAGUGGGAUGUGGAUCAUAAGUGGAAUAUUAUCAUCCUAUGCUCUUGUACAACGUACUUUAAGCUUAGACAGGGAAGGACGACUUCAGUGCAAGCGAUGCUACCGGACUGAUGGUGAAAAAGUGGCUACAUUAAUAUGGGAGAUUUUAUUAUUUGUGGUUUCAUUCCCCAUAAUAGCAUAUUUCUACUUUCACCUUUAUCAGGGAGUUCAUAACUCAGCUCUGUUUAGUGGCAACCUAAUGACAAAACUUGUGACCAGAAUUGUUGCAUGUUUCUUUAUUUUUUGGAUUCCAUUUCACAUCAACAAUAUUGUGCUCAUCAUUGCUGUGUUACUUGGGAAUGACAAUCUGUUAAGAUAUGCAGAAGCAGGAGAUAAUAUCACUGCUGCACUGUCUUUCAUUAACACUUGUGUGAACCCCUUCCUGUAUGCUUUCUCUGCUCGGGCUCUACGACAGCACACAGCUGGAACAGACAGUAUUUCAUGA